Salmo salar (Atlantic salmon) is the source of this 1621-nucleotide messenger RNA. Its product is annotated as cation channel sperm-associated protein 1. Gene Ontology annotation, biological process: flagellated sperm motility; regulation of cilium beat frequency involved in ciliary motility; transmembrane transport. Gene Ontology annotation, molecular function: voltage-gated calcium channel activity; calcium-activated cation channel activity. Gene Ontology annotation, cellular component: CatSper complex; membrane. The record is from RefSeq and is a predicted model, not a curated record. NCBI's taxonomy places the organism in Eukaryota, Metazoa, Chordata, Actinopteri, Salmoniformes, Salmonidae.
AACGGUUAUCAGUCUUAAAUUCCACAGACAGGAUGUUGUUUUCGAAUUCUUACGGGUAAAAGAAAAAUCCGAAAUAACAAUUUUGCCUAAAUUUACGAAAUUAUGCACGUAUCGUUGUUUACAUAAAACGUAGUGAAUAGCCUAUUUAAAAAAAUAUUCGUGUCACCUUUAUUUAUACAGUGUGUGUGUGUUUAGCCUGGAGUGCAAGAUGGAAAAUCGACCAUCAUACAGGCAGACAGUGGCUGGAAAGGGCUCAACCAGCCACCACAAGUCAUCUGUAGCCGCCAAGCAACCACACAAGAAGCGAGUGUUCUCAACAUGUGCGGCCUUAGAUGGUGAAAUGUUGAAGAGGCUCAUCCAAAAAGAUGAGCAGCGGAGGAUCCAGGAGCAGCGAAACUCUAGAAAAGGUUGGCUGAGGGCAUGGGGUGCUCUGCAGGACUGGAUGCAUCAGCUGUUCAGGAUCAUUGUGGCCUUCACAGAAGACCCCAUGUUUGACAAGUUCAUCCUGUUUGUGGUGGUGCUCAACACAGGGACCCUGGUGGCCCAGACAUUUGAAAGUGUGACUGUGAGAGGAGGGUGGUUCUUCUCAGCUUUGGAUUCUGCUUUUCUGGCAAUCUAUUUAAUGGAAUGUGUGCUGAAAUUGCUUGUCUGGGGUCGACUCUACUUCAAAAACCCCUGGAAUGACCUGGACUUUCUCAUCAUUACGAUGAGCCUCAUUGACUUCCUACUGCCACUCAUUGAGUCUACAGGGAACUUCAGUGGAGGUCAGGCAUCCACAAUCUUCCGCAUCCUCAAGCUCUUCAAAGGGGUCCGGGCCAUCCGAGCGUUCCGGGUCUUGCAUACCAUCCGCUUUCUCCAAAAUUUCCAGUCCAUCGUGUCCACCUGUCUCCAGUCUCUCCAGUCCAUGGGGGCCAUCAUCAUCCUCAUGUUCACAUUCCUCUUCAUGUUCGCUGUCAUUUUCCGAGAGAUGUUCAAUGAGUCUGACCCGCAUCGCUUUGGCACCAUGUUUCGGACAAUUUUCACUCUGUUCCAGCUGCUCACGCUGGAUGACUGGGCUUUCAUCUACUCUACCAGCCGAGACAACGGUGCACCUCAUAUUAUCAUCUUCCUUGUCCUGUACAUUGUGGUGGAAUACUUCACUUUCCUCAAUCUAUUCAUUGCUGUCCUUGUCGACAACUUCCAGAUGACAAUCAAGAGACGGAUGGCGUCAAAGAUCCAAAAGUUCCAGGAUGUAUAUGAGAGCGAGAUGCAGUCAAUGAAGAAGUUAGAGCCCCAGCCCAUUGAACCACAGACUGAUGAGGAGUUCUAUGAAGAGGCCCUCAAAUUGACCUAUAGUGAAAAUAAGUAUGGAAAGAGGGAAAUAGAGCUGAUCACCAGCUACCUCAGACUGCUGGCAUCCAUAGAUCAGAACCAGCAGACGUUUCGCUCCCAGGGCUGUGUUCUGGAGCGCCUCAUUGACACCUUCUUUGAGGCAACAGAGGACGACAGUCAGGGGAAUGACCACGAAUAGGGGAAAUAAGAAGGGUCAAACUUAGUAAAGAAACCCUUAUUUCUUUCUCCAGAUCAGUGAUGGCAACUCAGAUUUUAUCCUUUGAGAACUCAUUAAAGUCAUGAAACCCAG